AACACGUUGCUACGUAGCACCAUCAUCAACGCAAGUCUUAGUUCCACUGAAGGCGAUUGAAGGCUUGAACUUGUCGCUCCUUCCGUCCACUCAAUCUCUAUUUCCCAUCAUGAUGGCUCGUGCCCGUUAUGCUAUACUUGUGCUGGUCAUAAUUGCUGUUUUGCACUUCACUUUCAGCUACACGAAUGAAGGAUAUGGAAAUGCGACCUCCAUUUCGAACCUAAAGAAUGCAUUAAAGCCUGGCAAGCCCGACAAGCCACCUUACAAGGACCCCGUUCCCGACGAAUAUUAUGUGAAGGAGGACAUUACUUCGCCACAAGGUCGAAGGGCAAACGCUACGUUCGUGCUGCUCGCCCGAAAUUCUGAUCUCAAUGGCGUCGUUACCUCAAUGAAGCAAAUGGAAGAUCGCUUCAAUAAGAAAUUCCGAUACCCAUAUGUGUUCUUGAACGAAGAGCCUUUCUCAGAUGAAUUUAAAGAGCGGGUUUCUCGACUCACUGACGCUGACAUCAAGUUUGGCCUGAUUCCACAUGACCACUGGUACCAACCUAGUUGGAUUGACGAGGAAAAGGCAAAGGCCAGUCGUGAGGACAUGGUUAAGAACAAUGUCAUCUAUGGAGGCAGUGUACCGUAUGUUGCCAUCUUCAUCUGCUCGCGCUUGAUCUCAACCCUCUUAAAACCAGCUAUCGAAAUAUGUGCCGAUUCAACUCAGGAUUCUUCUGGAGAAACGAUUUGCUCAAAGAGUACAAAUACUACUGGCGUGUCGAGUGAGGAGUCAAGUAUCCAUAGAUUCUAA
Messenger RNA from Marasmius oreades (fairy-ring Marasmius), 793 nucleotides. RefSeq lists its product as uncharacterized. The transcript has 7 exons. Gene Ontology annotation, cellular component: Golgi apparatus; membrane. Gene Ontology annotation, biological process: cell wall mannoprotein biosynthetic process; protein N-linked glycosylation. Gene Ontology annotation, molecular function: alpha-1,2-mannosyltransferase activity. The record is from RefSeq and is a predicted model, not a curated record. The coding region runs from base 110 to 793 and encodes 227 amino acids. NCBI's taxonomy places the organism in Eukaryota, Fungi, Basidiomycota, Agaricomycetes, Agaricales, Marasmiaceae.